AUGGAAUCCUCUCCGCUAACCCAGCAAUCCAGACCAGACACCUUCCAGCCCAAGAUCGUCAAGCUUUACGAGACCCUAUUCCUUAACGCUGAGGAUGCAGACCCGUCGGAAGGAUUCUGGAGAGAAUUCUUUCUUCUCCCACCGCAGAGGGUUCGAUUGAGUCAGAUACUGGACGUUAUCAAUCCUGAUGACAUCUUGCAAAUUCAUCUGUUCUCCAGGGCCAUAAAAGAGGCUGCUGCUGGGGAAUCCCCAUCAAAUAUUUAUGCGCUAGAGACCUUGACAACUUUCUUAGGUGGCGUCUUAACUAAGAAGUACACCAACCCGAGUUCUGAUAUCAUCACCGUCCUCGCUGGCAUUGACGAAGUCGACCAUGUUAUCGCAAACUUUGUCGCGGCCCUGGACGGGAUCAUACGAAACGGAACCAGCUUUGAAAUACGUCUCAAAGCUGUUGAGGCUGCAAUAUCAAUGACUAGCGGAGGCUACAAAACAAGCCUUAUAUCUUAUUUCAUGCAUCGGGAUAUUUUCCCUGCCCUGAUGAAGUUUAUCCAUGAUUCAAACAUCCGCACUCAAAUAUUUGAGCCGUUUGUACUCCUGGGGCUUCUAUCAAACUACAACAAAUUCGAAUUCCAGAACCCUUACCAGCUACGACUUGAUGACUUUGUAAACGAAUCUACGAUUCAGAAAAUUGUCGGUGGAACUGGCGUAACAUGCACUGCAUUGCGCAACGGAUACGUUGCCGUUCAGGAUGAUCUUCCUGAGGGUUGGAAUUUGAGCUCAACUUUAGCCUUCUUUGGCCUUGGGGCGUUAGCUCCUGGUCGCAGAGCUAAGACACCAUUGACUCCAGAAGAGGCUAAAGCACGAUUUGGAGCUCUUCCCUCUCCCGAAGCGACCAUAUUACUUGCCAUUUACGAUUUCGUCAACGCGAAUAAGCUGUUUGGCUUCAGUUUUGUCUCAUACAUGCCAGAGAAGCGCUCUGAGGAAUCCCCCUUUGCAAGUUUCCUCUCAUUCACAUCAUAUUUACUCCAACAUGCAUAUCGAUCUACCAGGGUCACACUCUAUGCAGAGACCAAUCUGUUCUCACUUCGCAUACUCGUGGAAGAGCCCCUUCUAUGUAAACAGAUCUGUAGCGAGGAGAUGAAGCGCCCUGUACGACUUUGUCGCCAGCGAGCACCGUAUCUCCCUUUGAUACAGGAAGACAGAAUCCUUGCGACUGUUGUCUUCGAUAUCAUGAUUGAUACUAUCAACCACAACCUCCGCAGGGAACUUGACGUCGACUUGUAUUGUCAUACAAUCUCCAUCCUCCUCCGCCUCCUCACCUACGUCUCCUCAACCCAAACACGCCUCGCAUAUCACUGGUCCGAGCUCUGGCGGACCCUGCUCACUCUCACCCGUUUCCUAACAACCUACUCCACGAGCCUCACCUCAAAUCCUCAAAUUCACAGCCUCGCUACCUCCCUCAUCGACCUAAUCGCCUUCUGCGUAUCCGCUGGCGACACGUUCCUCCCAGACCCAGCGUCGUACGAUGAUCUAUUUUACAAAGUCGUCGAGACAGGACCCAUACUCACCCGCUUUAGGGAUAUUUACGAACGCUCCUUCUCCUCCUCACCAACAAUACCGUCAACGUCCAACAAACCCGCAAACGCACAAAUCAUAACCGCUGCCCCAGCCACGGCUGCAACUGACUCUGCCACGCACUCCAUAGACACCCUCAUCAGUGUCGCCUCACAUUUCCAUUCCCUCCUCUUCCUCGCCGAUAAAUCCAAGAAUACAACAUCAACAGCAGCUUCCACCACCCCAACGCCAGCCGCCGAAAUCCUAGCCAUUGGCAGGAAGAAAAAUCUCAGCCCGCGCGAAGUUCACCAGAUCAUCAAGCAAGGGUACGAGACUCUGAGCAUCCGGUCUCAGGAAGAGCUUAACCUUUGGGCGAAGUGGAGGGAGGCGGAUUGGAAGGUGAAGUUAAAGCGGAUCGCGCGCUGCGCAGUCGAUGAUGCUAGGGCGGUGAUUGUAUCGAAGGCAGAGCAGGUGCCGGUUCUUGUCGAUACGAGCGGAGGAGGGGGAGGGGGAGGGGGAGGAGGUGGUGGUGGUGGCGAUAAGUUAGUGAAGGAGUAA
Histoplasma mississippiense is the source of this 2109-nucleotide messenger RNA. RefSeq lists its product as hypothetical. The record is from RefSeq and is a predicted model, not a curated record. Gene Ontology annotation, biological process: regulation of Golgi organization. The transcript has 8 exons. Lineage: Eukaryota; Fungi; Ascomycota; Eurotiomycetes; Onygenales; Ajellomycetaceae. Bases 1 to 2109 code for a protein of 702 amino acids. Gene Ontology annotation, cellular component: cytosol.